GAGGGGAGGAGGUUAGUGACAGAGCUUCAGCAAACCACACAACCCACACAUCAAACAGGACGCAGUGAUGAGCGCGCUGCUCCGACAGCCCAAACUAACAGUGCAGAGAUUUCCACUGAAGAAGACAGCACCAACUUUUGGAUUCUACUCUCAUUUAAAAUAAAAGGCAGCUCACAAAACCAACUUUAACAGAGUGAUUUGGCAGAAAAUAGCAGAGGACAGACCCAAGCUGAUGCUCUGGAAAGCAGCCCUGGACCUGGGUUUGUGAUGUGACCGCUGUCUGCGCCAGAGUGGCGCUUUUACGCACGAUGGAGGAGCUUUUACGCGUGCAGGAGAGUUGGGCGCAUAAUGUUUCGUGGAGCAUCUCAAGUCGUGGAAACGAAAGCCAUGUAGGAAACAACACAGUGAAUCCUUUGAAACGAAACGAAGAAGUGGCCAAAGUGGAGGUUGCCGUCCUGGUGCUGGUGCUCCUGCUCGCUCUGACCGGGAACCUGUGCGUCCUGUGGGCGGUCCACACCACCAAGCACAGCCAGUCUCGGAUGUAUUACUUCAUGAAGCACCUGAGCAUCGCUGACCUCGUCGUCGCGGUCUUUCAGGUCUUGCCGCAGCUCAUUUGGGACAUCACGUUUCGUUUCUACGGGCCGGAUCUGCUGUGCAGGGUGGUUAAAUACCUCCAGGUCGUGGGUAUGUUUGCGUCCACCUACAUGUUGGUCCUGAUGUCCGUCGACAGGUGCGUGGCCAUCUGUGUGCCGCUUCGCUCCGUGCACAAGAGGAAGGAUCGCUUCUGCGUGCUCGCCUCUUGGGCGCUCAGCCUGGUGUUCAGCGCUCCUCAAGCUUACAUCUUUUCUCUGCAGGAGGUCGGGGACGGUGUGUAUGACUGCUGGGGGGACUUCGUGCAGCCGUGGGGGGCCAAAGCGUACAUCACAUGGAUGAGUCUCAGCAUUUACAUCCUCCCAGUGGCUAUUUUGAGCGUCUGCUACGGUUUGAUAUGUUUCAAAAUAUGGCAGAAUUUCAAUUUAAAAACCAGGAGGGAUCACUUCCUGACCCUCACCUCAGACAAGGCCUCCAAAAGCCCGCACCCGCUCUCUCGCGUGAGCAGCGUGAGGCUCAUUUCGAAAGCAAAGAUUCGCACAGUGAAAAUGACGUUUGUUGUGGUGCUUGCCUACAUCGUGUGCUGGACUCCCUUCUUCUUCGUCCAGAUGUGGUCUGCCUGGGAUCCGGCUGCACCGAGAGAAGACAUGGCCUUUAUCAUCGCCAUGUUGCUGGCCAGUCUCAACAGCUGCUGCAACCCCUGGAUCUACAUGUUCUUUGCCGGUCACCUGUUCCACGACCUGGUGCAGUGCUUCUCCUGCUGCUGUCGAAAGCACCUGGCAGACUCCCACUGUGGCUACGAUCAACACGGCAGGCACAAGAGGAACGGCUCCACUUACGUCAUCAAGAACACCAGCAGCCAGCGGAGCCUCACGCACACGUCCAGCACGUGACGCAAACGUCCAGCCGGGACAUUGAAAAGCCAGCUGAACGCCAUCCAAGCAUCCAACAUGCUGUUGAGUAGUGUGGCAAUCAUGUCAUUCCCACAUCUAAUUAUCUGCUGCGCUGCUGUGGUGGUGGCCAUUGCAGCGUGUUCGUUUUCCGAUGCUUGAAACUGGGGUAAAUAGGCAAUGCAAUCCUCCUCUCCAGAGACCAUUCCCUGCACCCAGAGACAACAGAGAGCAGAACAACAUCUCUGUCCAAACUGUGAUGUGAAGUAAGGCUUCUACGCAGGCUACAUCUGGCAUCUGGCAUCAGUUCAAAAGGAUUGAUGCCCUCUGCUUUCGCAAAACAUCGCUUUCCUUUUGAACUCCCUGUCCUGCAUAUACAGUGUGUCUCUUAUUCAUAAGAGUUAUUUUCUGUGUAAACAUAAACAAGUUGUUGUUCAUAUCCUUCAGUGUUGAAGCCUAAAGUCUUGAUGUUGUCCAGACUUGACCUUGAAAGAUAAGCGAUGGUCACAUAUUGUACAAAGAGACUCUUUUAGAAAGCAAAUUUUAAUAUUUUGUCGCUCAGUGCAAAUACCUUAUUUCAAGUAGUGAUUGUUUGACCUUUAAUGCCACAUUAUUUUGUGUACUCACGUUAUUCUAUCAUGUGUGUGGUUAAAUGAAAAUGUUGCAUGGAUUAAGAAAUCUGUGAAGAAAAAAUUCACUCUCAACUUUGGCUUAAUGCAAAAAUGUUCACUGUAACAACUCAAGAAAACAAUCAACAAAGAAAAUCAAUAAGAAUUGAAGCAGCAAUUUAAGCAGCAGACUGCGUGGUUUCAAUGUCGUCAGCAGACUUUCUUGUGUCACAGAUCAAACAGUGUUUGUACCAUGAAAUUCCUUUUGUAAAUAAUUUCCAGUACUUUUCAUGUGUGUCUGAACGUCAUUGUUUUGAUCAACUCCAUCUCUGUUUUCUCAGUGUACAUGAACCUAAGAUUUAAAGCACAUUGAACCCAGUUCGGGACCAAGCUGUGAAAAUGAUUCCCUCUAGUGGCCACAGUGAUUACUCCAAGCAACAGUCUUAUCUUUCUGCUCAGUGUCUCCGGCUUCAUGAUUCCAUAUGAUGUGCCAACUUUUUUAUACUCAACAUAUGGAGAGUUUCACUGUCACGAUCAUAUAAUGUGCAAUCUUACCUCAUUAAGAGUGUUUUGAAAUGUUCUUUAACUUUGUUUGUCAUGGCAAAGGAUUCAAAGAAGACCUUGUGGUUUUGAGCAGCACACGGGGUGAAGUUUGAAGAUGGAGGAGAACAUUCAUACAUGCAGUUUCAAUCAUAGCCACAUAACGUGGGAGAGAUUAGCAUCAGUUUAAUGGAGUAAGAACAUAUAUGUUAUAUUUAAGAAAAUAUUUUAUGUAUAUAAAGUUGAUACGGUCGAUAUUG
This is a messenger RNA of Hippoglossus stenolepis (Pacific halibut), 2889 nucleotides long. RefSeq names its product oxytocin receptor b (gene oxtrb). Bases 309 to 1484 code for a protein of 391 amino acids. Lineage: Eukaryota; Metazoa; Chordata; Actinopteri; Pleuronectiformes; Pleuronectidae. Gene Ontology annotation, biological process: maternal process involved in parturition; regulation of systemic arterial blood pressure by vasopressin; G protein-coupled receptor signaling pathway. The record is from RefSeq and is a predicted model, not a curated record. The transcript is spliced from 3 exons. Gene Ontology annotation, cellular component: membrane. Gene Ontology annotation, molecular function: oxytocin receptor activity; vasopressin receptor activity; peptide binding.